Messenger RNA from Ruditapes philippinarum (Manila clam), 862 nucleotides. Its product is annotated as sushi, von Willebrand factor type A, EGF and pentraxin domain-containing protein 1-like. Bases 44 to 862 code for a protein of 272 amino acids. The record is from RefSeq and is a predicted model, not a curated record. NCBI's taxonomy places the organism in Eukaryota, Metazoa, Mollusca, Bivalvia, Venerida, Veneridae. The transcript is spliced from 5 exons.
AAUACAGUCGGGAUUAUUGUAAAUAUUUUGUGCAAUUUUGAAAAUGGAAUUUUUUAUGUGUAACAUUAUAUUUUGGAUUCUGAAUAUAUGUUUCAUUGACUGCAUAUUGGCCACUACCAUUCAAGACUUUCAUUUGAAACGGGAAAAUUUAAACAAACGUCUUGUGUCAUGUACAUUUCUUGAACUAACCGUUCAAAGUCACCAUGAUUGUGCGCGCGCGUGUUUUGGUUUUGGCGGGUCAUGUAAGUCUAUAAAUUUCAACAAGAAAAGUAAAACAUGUGAACUGAACGCCAAAGGUGUUGAUACCGCGGAGGACUCCGAGUUUGAAGACAGCGGAGGAUACAUAUUUUCUGAUAUGACUGAGUGGCCAAAGUUAAUGACAAGUGGUUGUUCACAAGAGAACUGUGGUGAUCAUCAAUUUUGCCGACCACUCGGAAAGCAUGACUUCCAAUGUGCAGACAAAGCAAAUUGUGGAGAAGCGCCGUCUAUUGACAACGGUUCCGUGUCAGCACCGGUAACUAUUGAUGGAGCAACCGCAUCAUAUACUUGUGACUUUGGUUUUGAAAAUCUUGGUACCUUCACAACGAGGCAAUGUGUUGAAGGAACUUGGUCAAAAGAAUCAAUCACAUGUACAAUAAAAGAAUGCGGACCACUAGCUAAUAUAGCACAUGGAACAGUGUCAGCAGCAUCGACAACACAUGGCAGCACAGCAACUUACUCGUGCCAGUAUGGGUAUGAACGCACCUCGGGAGAUAUAACAAGAAAUUGUGUUGACGGGACAUGGGAUGGCAUUGAAAUGACCUGCACAAUUAAAGAACCUUUUACAACUAUACGACCAUUUAUUCUGCCUAGCCUGUGGUAA